Molecule: messenger RNA, 1907 nt
Organism: Manihot esculenta (cassava)
Lineage: Eukaryota; Viridiplantae; Streptophyta; Magnoliopsida; Malpighiales; Euphorbiaceae
Product: kelch repeat-containing protein At3g27220
Exons: 7
Coding region: 129-1415 (428 amino acids)
Molecular function (GO): protein binding
Source: RefSeq, a predicted model, not a curated record
UCUCUUGUCUUUCUAAGAAAAUCCAUCAAAGCACCGAUCUUUUUCUUUUUCAUCAAACAUUCCACUUCUCAGUCCCUCUUUCUACGUAUAAAAAUAGGUUCUUUCUAGUUUCUUUAAUCUAGACAGAAAUGGGUAAGUUAGGACACGAUACCAAGCAUCAUCUUUCGUCAAAACUAGUGUUUCUGCUAUUUUGUGUAGGACUCCUCGGGGUCGUUUUCAUUGCUGAUGUCGUUUGGACCUCGUCUUCGUCUAUUUCUUCUGCUUAUCAAUCCGUUGCAUUCAAUUGGGCUCUUCAGACGUCUGGGAAAGUUUUGUUUGUCAACGCCACUGACAAGAAAGAUAAUGAGAAAGAAGCUCCCAGAGGUAAAAAGCACCAUCCAGCUUACAAAUUCUUGCCGGCAACUUAUGCUGAUUUACCGGCACCGGAGUUAGAAUGGGAGCAGAUGCCAUCAGCACCAGUCCCUCGUCUUGAUGGCUAUGCAAUACAGAUCAAGAACCUUUUAUAUGCAUUUGCAGGAUAUGGCACCCUUGACUAUGUACACUCACAUAUUGAUGUAUACAAUUUUACUGAUGAUACAUGGGGAGAGAGGUUUGAUAUCCCAAAAGACAUGGCACAUUCACAUCUAGGGAUUGCAACUGAUGGAAGAUACAUAUAUAUUGUCUCAGGACAAUAUGGUCCCCAGUGCAGAACAGCUAUAACUAAGUCUUUUUCACUGGAUACGGAGACAAAGAAAUGGCGGAGCAUGCCUCCAUUACCAGCGCCAAGGUAUGCCCCUGCAACUCAGAUAUGGAGAGGCAGACUCCAUGUGAUGGGUGGCAGCAAGGAAAAUCGCCACACUCCUGGAGUUGAUCACUGGAGUAUUGCAGUAAAGGAUGGGGAAGCAAUAGAGAAGGAAUGGCGAACUGAAGUACCCAUUCCCCGUGGGGGGCCACAUAGGGUUUGUGCUGUCGUCAAUGAUCGGCUUUUUGUCAUUGGUGGUCAGGAGGGUGAUUUUAUGCCAAAACCUGGUUCGCCGAGUUUCAAGUGCUCUCGAAGGAAUGAGGUUGUUUAUGGUGAUGUUUAUAUGCUAGACAGUGAAAUGAAUUGGAAAGCUUUACCUGCAAUGCCAAAACCCAACUCCCAUAUUGAGUGUGCUUGGGUACUCGUGAACAAUUCGAUCAUCAUCACUGGAGGUACAACAGAAAAGCACCCAGUGACCAAAAGGAUGAUCCUUGUUGGGGAAGUGUUCCAAUUUCAUCUGGAUUCUCUGACAUGGUCAGUGAUCGGCAAGCUUCCUUUCCGUGUAAAAACUGCGCUUACUGGCUUUUGGAAUGGAUGGCUGUAUUUUACAUCUGGACAGCGGGACAGAGGGCCUGAUAAUCCACAUCCACAGAAAGUUAUUGGAGAAAUGUGGAGAACCAAAUUGCAUCUAUGAACUCCUUUUAGCCUUUAUAAUGACAGUAUAUCAAUUCAUGUAUCCCAUUUUUAAGAAUUUAAUCUUGUAACGUUGUCUGGUAGUAAAGGUAUGUUCAUCUGCUUGCUUGAUUCAAGUUCGAUUCUCCAAGUCUUCAUAUUGUGUAGUGUGUAUGGACUCAGCUUUGUGGACUGGGACUAAGUACCAAUAAUUGUUGUGAAGAUCAUGUGUCAGGUGACAGAGGUUCUGCUUCAGGAAAUAAACCACUCAUGCCGGGUUCUGAAGCUGCGACUCUGAAGACUUGCUAAACAUAUCCCUAAAGAAUUCAUCUGGGUGUAGAAUAUAUAACAAAGUAGACCUACCCAUCAUGUAAAAUUUUCAAGUUGUCUUGACCAUCAAUUCUAAGGAUUUUACGAAGUUGUUGAUUUAUCUUUUUUUUUUUGGCCAAAGGAAGUUGUUGAGUAUCUCGAUGUACGAUUUACAUAGGAAAGGUUUAUACAAAGUAAUUGAACC